AUGAACUUCAACUUUCUCCACAGUGAAGAAUACUCGGACAGCCUCGACGGCGCGCCCUCAGGGACGAUGCAUCACGGACGACACGAGAGAAAGUUCGACAGGUGUCAGCCGGCUGCAGACGCGCAGGUGUCGGCGGCGUGGAGCAGGAAGCACGCUGAUGUCGGGGAUCAAGACAACAAAUGGCAAGAGCGCUGGGAACGUGGGACGAAAGGCGAGAAGAGGAGGAAGUGGAUUCUAAUUAAGGCCCAUCAUGGUGCUGCCGCCUCCUCGUCCUCCCUGCAGCAGCGCGUCGAGUCCCUGCAGCGGCACAUCCACGUACUGCGCCGUGCCAGGAAAGAUGCCGUGCUCUCAGCUCGAGAGCUACAGAGGGCCAAUGAGAAAACCACAACACAGCUCAACUGCCUCUCCGAGAAACUGAGCAGCAGCAAGCAACUCACACAGAAGCUGAGCUCGGAGCUGGCGGGUGUGGAGCAGCAGAAGAAGGUCCUGGAGAUGGAGCUGGAGCAAUGGCGGCAGAGCACAUUCCCACAACACACCACGCAAUCGCCAGCAAACGUGGGGUGUUCCUGCCGGGCCCUGGAGGCGGAGGUCAAACAACUGCAAGCCAAAGUCAAGAGUACAAGUGCGGAGGUCACGAGGCAGGUGGCGGCUAACAAAGCCCUGCGAGGCCAACUGCAGGAGAAGGAGGACAAGCUCCACCAGCUGCAGGACAAGGCCAGCCACGCCGAGCGAGACGCGGGCAUGAAAAAGCAGCUGGUGGACGACCUGAAGACCAGGCUGAAGUUCCUGCAAGACAUGGAGAAGAGUUACCGUGGCCAAGCGGAGGAGCUGGAGAAGAAGGUCAAGUCUUUGUCAGAGGAAGCCUCCAACAGAAAGUCCUUCAUCGAGUCUCUAAAGAGGCGACUGAAUGUGGCGACCACAGAGAAAAGCCAGCACGAGGCGUCUUGUGCCAAACUGAAGGACGACCUGGAAAAAAAGGAGCAGAGAGUUCAUGCCCUCCAGGCUCGCGUGGCCGCCAGCGAUCAGGCCUCGGCCGCUCUGGAACACAGCGCCACUGAGCAAAUGGAGAGACUGACCGAGCAGAGCUCCCAAGCGUUGGACGGGCUUCAGAGACAGCUGGGCCAGGCCUCCUCCCAGCUGGAGCAGCUUCACGCUUUCAUCAAGGCCCUGGCCGGUGAGAUAGUUGUGGAGGUGCACGAGGUCAAGCAGCAGCUGAUGAAGAGGAGGAGGAGGUUGAGGCAGGCCGGCGCUGUUGCGGCUAAAGGCAACCCUUCAGCCAAGUCCAUGAUCAAAGCCAAGUCCAUCGCUGCCUCCAUCCUCAAUAUGUCGGAGAACGAUCUGGCGGACAUAAUGGACUCGGACCAGGGGACAGAGAGUCUUUCAGGGAUUCUGGGAGAUCAGGACUGGCUGGAUCAUCUCAACCACAUCCUCCAACAGAACGUCCCCUCUGCCGGCCAGCUCAUGGAGGCUUUGCGUGUGAAGAUGAAGGAGAGGAAGGUGCUGACAGAAGAGCUGACCAUGCUGGUACACUGCAAAAACUGAAAUCUAAUGCAGCAGCAGUCAGCAAAAAAAGCCUGACUCCCCGGGCCGAGGCUGGGAAAACUGCCAUGCUCCUUCCCCACCCCCCAACCCUUAUCCCGACUCGGUGGGAACUCGGCCCGACUUGAAUGUUUUGGUGAAGCGCCUCGGACCCAUCCAAGGUUUUGUAAUGAGCCCUCGACAUCUGUGUUGGCGCUCGGGGUCUGUCGGAGGAAAGCCUUUUGGCGCCUCUCCUCCCAGUGAUGAAGCUAAUCUGUCACUUUUAUUGCCAUUUAUUUACUUUAAGGUGACCCAACACAGUCUUGAUAUUCAAGGUUUUGUACACUUUUAGGGGGUUUACUCCACCACAUAGACCUGAAAGUCCAUUGAGCAUCUAUAAGCAGCGGCGUCCGACGUGAGCGCAUUUUUUAACGACCCGCGGCACAUUCUAAAACCACAAAAAAAGAUAAAAAGAGCAUACGGAUGGGGUGUGACGUAAAAUAAAAGUCGCAUGCUGACUCUUAAUGACACAAAGUUGUUUCUUUAAAGCUGUCAUUGCUCAAAAAUAAUAAUGAAUCAAAAGCAAUGCUAUGAAUUAUUGACCUGUUAAAGGCUCUAAUUACUUGACAUCAAAUAUUCAAGUUUGGGGGAAAAUAUUGUCAUAAAAGAACAAUAAUUUAUGACAAAAAGGACAUUAAACAAGCAAACUAAAACACAUUAAAAAACAUUUGUAAAAACUAGAGAUGUCCGAUAAUAUCGGUCUGCCGAUAUUAUCGGCCGAUAAAUGCGUUAAAAUGUAAUAUCGGAAAUUAUCGGUAUCGUUUUUUUUAUAUCAGUAUCGGGGUUUUUUUUUGUUGGUUUUUUUAUUAAAUCCACAUAAAAAACACAAGAUACACUUACAAUUAGUGCACCAACCCAAAAAACCUCC
Messenger RNA from Entelurus aequoreus (snake pipefish), 2446 nucleotides. RefSeq names its product centlein-like. Gene Ontology annotation, cellular component: centrosome; centriole. Gene Ontology annotation, biological process: centriole-centriole cohesion; protein localization to organelle. The transcript has 12 exons. The coding region runs from base 1 to 1542 and encodes 513 amino acids. The record is from RefSeq and is a predicted model, not a curated record. Lineage: Eukaryota; Metazoa; Chordata; Actinopteri; Syngnathiformes; Syngnathidae.